Serpula lacrymans var. lacrymans S7.9 is the source of this 1441-nucleotide messenger RNA. RefSeq lists its product as uncharacterized. Lineage: Eukaryota; Fungi; Basidiomycota; Agaricomycetes; Boletales; Serpulaceae. The transcript is spliced from 18 exons. The record is from RefSeq and is a predicted model, not a curated record. The coding region runs from base 1 to 999 and encodes 332 amino acids.
AUGGAGUAUUAUAGCCUGCGACCAACCUCGCCUUUGUUUGCAGAAUGUCCUAAUGGUGUGGAGGCUCCUGCCUUCCAGAGAGUCAAUACCGACUAUCGCAUUGGAGUGUACAAGAGUUGGACUGCAGCAGCUAUGCAUGGUUGGGUUGUAGACCCUUCCACGGUACAGACCGCUGCCAUUGCAGUCGAAACAGUUCGGUACUCUUCCGUUGCUGCUUUUGUACUUUUUGUGUACGAAUGGCUCUUGCUGUUGGAUGACGAGGUCAUGCUAAUUCAUUCGUCUCCGUGGUCGCUUGUUAAAGUGGCCUACCUCGUCUGUCGUUACUAUCCCAUGCUUGAUUAUCCUUUUGUCCUAUGGGCCUGGGUAGCCGAUCAUACAACCUCAACCUGUCAGCACAUAAUACGUCCUUUGUAUAUUUCCUUAUUUCCUUUGCAAGUGUCUGCACAAGGUCAAAGAAAAUUUACCCUCGUCAUUCUAAGUAUUGCCUACGGUGCCCUGAUGGUACUAGUACUGUGGUUCAUUUGCAUUGGAUUUGAUCCAACUGCUUCACACUUAUUCGUUGGCAAUACUGGUUGUUAUGGUGAUGAUCCAUACUCAGUAGCGGCACAUGGAAGGAGCAUUAGGACUGGCCUUGUAUUUCUUUUCAUGUGCACGCUCGAUAUUGGCGUAAUAUUUCUAGUACUGUGGCACGCUUACAAGGCAAGAUCAUUGCAAGGACAACUGGGCAGGAUAUUUGUAUAUCAAAGCGUAGUAUAUUUUGCCUUGGUGUGUUCUAUCAACCUCUUAACAGCAGCCUUCUAUCUUGCACCGAACGAGGCUCUAAAUGGUUAUGGAUUUCCUUUUGCACUGAUUCUCUCUGAUGCCUUCGCAUGUCGGAUGAUCCUGCAUCUCCGACGCCAAGCAUCUCCCACUGAGUCGGUACAACUCGAAGAGCAGUCACGGGUUGUACGCGAGGCUUUUCAACAGCAGCGCACCAUUACAGAUAUUCUAAGUGUAUGAGGCAGGACGUGCAGGUUUUUCGCGGUCCAAGUGAUGCUGCUGUGGUCAAGACAGCUAGCAGUAUAUAAGGUCCAAGGUCAAGCCUACCACACCGAAUACUCACAUAGCACGACCGCGCAGUGCAUGUGUCACCUCGGGAAAAGGGCUAUAUAGUAUUCGACAUAUGGUAUCUGUGCGUUGAGCACCUUGGAUCAUCCAUACAACUGGGUACCGCUUGUCGAGGAUUUCCAUAACUUUAUUCGCUGAUAUGGAAAGAACAUAGAUCUUCGGCAUCACAGCUGUAUAAAGUUAUUCUCGUUCAACAGUUAUAGAUUACCCUUCUUCGGGUUAUACGGUUAUAUUUAAAGCAUGGGCCAUACUGUAGUAGCAUGCGAUAAUGGAAUAGAUGUGUUAUAGUAGCUCACCCCCUCUCUCCCAAGCACCUUUAAAUCUCGCAACUUCA